UUUCUGAGGCGGACGGCGGGCAGCGGGUCUCCGGCGCUCGACGUCACCCCGCUCGGCAGCGCCGGCGUUUUGUGUGAGGGGCAGUUCUCGGUGUCAAACGUCGGGGAUAUCGGGCCGGGCGGGAUGAGCGGGCGGCGCGGAGCGGGGGUCGGGGGCGGCCUGCAGCCGGUGCCGGGGGGAUGAGGUAAUCGGGCGCCCGCUUGGCACCGCCUGAGGGCAGCCCGCUGCCCAGGCUUCGCUUCGCUCCCAGGCCCUAUUGUUUCGCUGCCUCCCCGCCCGGGCUUCCAGGGACCUUGUUGAUUUUUUGCGGGGCCCGGGAGUGGAUCCCGCUGCCGGCCCGAGGAUGUUCGGCAACAGCCGGCGUGCAGGCCGCCUGCCCUCGCUGCUGCUGCUCGGCCUGCUGGUGCUGGCGGCCGUCGUGGCCUUCAACUACUGGAUGGUGUCGACGCGGAACGGCAGGCUGCAGCUCGAACUGGCCGAAGCUCCAGCACAGGUGAAGAAAACAGAUACUGCUAAAAGUCGUCUUGAGAAAAGGAACUCUGAGCUCAUGGGGCAAGUGGAUACCCACAGGAGGCGGCUGGAUGAAAAAGAGGAUGAAUGCCAUAAUCUGGGUAACCAGCUGCAAAACAAGGAGAAUUUGAUGAAGAAGUGCAUCGAGGAGAAGGUUAAAUUUCAAAAUAAUGUAACAGAGCAGCUGUCUUUCAUCCAUCGGUUACAAGAGCAACUCACUGAGUUACGACAAGAGUUCAUUAAGCAGGAUGAACAGCUUCAGGAGUACAGGAGGAACUCCACGUCCUUGGAGAAGAAAUUAGAGUAUGAGAGCCUGCAAUGUGGUCAGCAGAUCAGUGCACUUAAGGAGCAAUGUGAGGAGAAAAUCAAAACUUUAGAGAGAGUGCACGACCAAUCUCCAAAACGGGAAGAAGAUCCCAAACAAAACCAACCUAGAGAAGAGAAAGAGGAAGCACCUAAAGCUCGGGAAUCUGACUGGGAUUACAGCAAAUCCAAAGGAAAUCUUGAGAACGUGCAACAGGUUGCUAAGAACAAUAAACCCAUCAUUAAUCUUGAUGGAAGCAAACUGCAAUCUCAUCAAGACAGCGAUAUUAAAUUACUAAAUCUGGGCAAAGCAGAUGAUGAUGCUGGUAUGCCUGGGGUAGAAGAAAAUGAGCAGGGAAAAUCCGUGGAUGUGUUAAUUGAUCACAAAAGCAGAAUGAAUUUUGAAAAGGUUGAGAAACCAGCAUCUAAGAAUGUGGGAAUUCCUGGAGACAAACUGAUUAUGGAGAAUGAAGUAAAGCUUGACCAUCGUUUUGACAGGGGUCCGGCUAUGCAAGCUCCACCCAAGCCUGGUCUGCAACAUGAUAACCAACAAAACUUUGCAAAAGCAGAUAAACAGGUCAAUAUGAACAUGCCAAAUGCAGGAGACCACAAGGGCCCAGCCAACAUGGAAGAUGAGGACAGCCAUGUCAAAGCAGAUGAAAUUGGAGAGUCUCAGAAUCAGCAGCCAGCUCUGGAUAAACAGCAUCAAGGAAAACUAAUGCAUCAUUUAACCAAGGAGUCUGUCAUGCAGCCACCGUCUAAUCAAGCUCAGCAUUUUGCUCCUGGCCAAGCUUUGUCAAAUCAUUUUUAUCGUCAGGGUGCGAAAGGACACGAGAAAGGAAGCGAACUGAGAGAGCAUGCUAAAGGUCAACGAGGCCAGUUCUUUGAUGAAAAUGAAUCCCCAGCUGAUCCGCAGCAUGACUCUAAAGUGGCGGAUUAUAAUGGGGAUGAUGGUAAUGUGGGUGAGUACGAGGCAGACAAGCAGGCCGAAUUGGCUUACAAUGAGGAAGAGGAUGGUGAUGGUGGGGAAGAAGACGUCCAAGACGAGGAGGAACAAGACCUUCCAGAGGCUGUGAACAAUCCUGCUGUAUAUGAAAACCGGCGCUUUGCAGAAAAUGGUUUGUAACUAUUUGAUACAAGACUGAGCCUGGGUUUUUAUGGGCUCUGGAAGGAAUCCUGAUUAUAACACAAUGCAAUAAUGCAAGAUCAUUGUAUGGUGUGCCCUGGCCUUUUUACAAGUGCAUUACUUGAUAAAACUUGAACUUCUUGUAUUGAUGUUGGGUGAAAUAGAAGGAAGAGAUGCAGACUAAUAUUUCUUAAAGUUUAAAUGCAACUUGUUUAGAUUGAUUUUAUUAUUUCAAACAUUUUGGGGAAAGGUGGGGAUGUUUCGUUUACCUCUGUACAUUAUUUUGUAUAUUUUGUACUUUUGAAGAUUUUAUGAACAAAGUUUAGUUAUUUUGAGUGGUUGAGUUCUCUAAAUCAAUACAGAAAUAAAAUUGGCAACUUAUCCAAAUCAUCAGUUAUCUGCUGUUUUCAGGUUAAUCAAAGUAACAUCUGAGAAGUGAUCUUUCAAAUUUAUAAUAUUUAAACAAAAACUGCAGCUAAAUAACUGAAUCAUUUUGCCUUGUACAGCCAAUUAUAAGAUUUUGUUUAGCAUUGUGCUGUGAAAACAGUGAAUAUUGUCUUGGUUCUUUGGAAGAAGUGACAAGGAUCUAUUCUGGUGAUUUGAAUGCAUUCUGACUUUUUAAUAAACAAGGUGAAUGUAUAGGUAAAUGUAGUAAUUUACAAUGGAGCAAAUGAAAUUAAUCUGAACUGUCUUCAACAGUAGUAUAGUUUGGGUAUUGAUUUUUGUGUGCAUUCCUUUUGUUGCUUCCAACAAUUUGUGUAUUGCAAUGUAAAUACAUUCCAGGGAGAAUAAUGAAACCUGGACAGUGCUACCUGCAGAUAGGUUAUAGUGCAGGCUGUUUGCUGAAUCUGGGGGAGUUGCAAUGCAGUGGAACUCUAAAGCAGAUAAAGAACCAUCCAACAUCUUGAAAACUGUGGUACAGAAUGACGUGUGUCGGUUGGUAUUGUUGCUUGAUGGGUAGAGAACUACUAUGAGCAUUUUUUUAAAUGGAUUAAAUAUUGGGCAUCUCCUGUCCAGUGAAAACUAACUGUCAUGUCUGUAACACUAAAUAAAAUGCAAACCAAACACUACUUGGUGUUUUGGGUAUGGUCUUCGUUCUUCCUAGAUAUAGCCACUCUUGUGGAAACGAACACUGCAACAUUGGUUAUCUUCUAUAUGUAGCAAUGGGGCAGUAAAAUAUUGCACCGGCUCUUUUUCAAAUUGUGUGUAGUUUUUAUACAUGGUUUAAAAAUGUAUAACCCUCUAACCUACUGUUGAAACAUGAGUCAGAAAAGACUAGAAGUGUAAUUCUGCAAUGCUGAAAUCUUGUUUAGAGUUAGAAUGUUCAUUAUUAGGUAAUGAAGUUGAUUACAAAGUUUAUACUUGGGGGGAUGAUAGGAGGAAAAAUUUGGAUUUUGGAGAAAUAUUGCAUCUUUUAGCAUAAUUUAUUUUAAAAUCUCAUUUCUGACUUUAUGAACCUUCUAACUUCAAAUGAGGUGAGGUAGUCUUCAACAAAUAAAUUCAGUGAAAUGUGGGAUCCCUCAAAUAUUGAGUGGAUAUUGGAACACGAUGCGUUGUAAAUAAAUGAUUAACAAAAAGCAGAAGUAAAUUUUACAGCUCAUUUUUGAUAGAACUUCUGACCAAUCAGUUGCUUCAUUUCAUAAGUCACAAUUAGGUUACAUAAUUUCAAACUUGAUUCCAGAUAUUGAAUCUGUAAUUAUCAAAUUUAGUCAUGCAAUCAAGAAUCAGCAUGGUUCGGUUUCUGUGCACAGCUUUUUUAAGAGCAGGCUGGGGUUGAUUCCUUUUCCAGAUUAAAUAAUUGUAUUGGGUUUUGUGCUUCUGAAAUGUUACACUGUGUUGUGAAGCUGUAAAAUGCUGCAUGGUUCCAUGGUUUCUGUUCCUCUGAUUUGUUUACAAAACUUUGAAUAAACAGUUUCUUUGAGUUGAUGUGGAAAA
Messenger RNA from Pristis pectinata (smalltooth sawfish), 3874 nucleotides. Its product is annotated as protein GOLM2-like. The record is from RefSeq and is a predicted model, not a curated record. NCBI's taxonomy places the organism in Eukaryota, Metazoa, Chordata, Chondrichthyes, Rhinopristiformes, Pristidae.